This is a messenger RNA of Aspergillus thermomutatus, 564 nucleotides long. Its product is annotated as Zn(II)2Cys6 transcription factor domain-containing protein. The record is from RefSeq and is a predicted model, not a curated record. NCBI's taxonomy places the organism in Eukaryota, Fungi, Ascomycota, Eurotiomycetes, Eurotiales, Aspergillaceae. The transcript is spliced from 3 exons. The annotation marks the transcript as partial. Gene Ontology annotation, molecular function: DNA-binding transcription factor activity, RNA polymerase II-specific; zinc ion binding. Gene Ontology annotation, cellular component: nucleus. Gene Ontology annotation, biological process: regulation of DNA-templated transcription.
AUGACAGUUCAAAAGUCCUCUCCAAAUUGCGUCGCAGAACCAGAGUCCUCGGGCAAACCCAAUCCUUCCGCGCCAGCAGGCCAGUCACAGCCGAAUCCCCCGCCGAAGAAAGGAAAAGACAAGAAGAUCUUCAGCUGCCACUCGUGCCGACGGCGCAAGCUCAAAUGCGAUCGUUUUGACCCGUGUGGUGCCUGUCAGGCGAGAGGAGAGGGGCAUUUGUGUACUUGGGAGGAGGGACAGAGACCAGAACGAAACCACAGAGAAAGCCUCGAGCAACUACCAAAGCUGAUUCUCAAGUUAACCGAGGAAGUCCAGGAGCUCAAAACGUCGAAUUCGGCCUUGAUCCAGAAUAUCAGGAGUAAAGAGAAGGAGUUUGCGGAGAGUCGGGACUUGACCACGCUGGACUACAGACCUCCGUCCCAUGGAGGAUCGGGAAGCAGUUCUGUAGGCGGCAUUGGCUGGGACUCGCCAGCUCGAGCCUCGGAUCGCAGACCGUGGACACCGUCACGACUGAUUGCAUUGCUGCCGGAAAGCCGAUUGCUUUGGGGCUUGAUUUCGCAUUAC